This is a messenger RNA of Sorghum bicolor (sorghum), 990 nucleotides long. RefSeq names its product ATP-dependent DNA helicase PIF2. Bases 1 to 990 code for a protein of 329 amino acids. NCBI's taxonomy places the organism in Eukaryota, Viridiplantae, Streptophyta, Magnoliopsida, Poales, Poaceae. Gene Ontology annotation, biological process: telomere maintenance; DNA repair. The record is from RefSeq and is a predicted model, not a curated record. The transcript has 2 exons. Gene Ontology annotation, molecular function: DNA helicase activity.
AUGGUCCUCAUAGAUAUUCAAAAAUUGCUACAAUCAAUGCAGAAGGAUAUAAAGAUGUACCCACUUCCCGAUAUCGACAACACAUACGACGCCUCUCAUGAUAUCCCUAGAGAGAUUUUUGAGGAGGCUAGCAUUGAGGCUAACGAGUAUGAUGUGGCUCUGUCAGACACCCUUAAUGUGGAGCAGCGGGCUAUAUAUGAUGAGAUUAUGUCCUCAGUUGAUACCGAACAUGGGGGUCUCUUCUUUGUGGAUGGUCCAGGCGGGACCGGGAAGACUUAUCUGUACGGAGCACUUAUCGCUACUAUACGUAGUCAGAAAAAGAUUGUUGUGGCAACAGCUACAUCUGGUGUCGCAGCCUCAAUCAUGCCUGGUGGUAGAACUGCUCACUCAUGCUUCAAGACUCCCCUCACCAUUGAUAAUGGGGCCUUCUGCACCUUCACAAAACAGAGUGGUACUGCCAAGCUGCUUCGAGCAUCAUCUCUCAUUAUUUGGGAUGAGGCUAGCAUGACAAAGAGGCAGGCUGUUGAGGCAUUGGACAACAGUCUCUGUGAUGUAAUGGACCGACCAGAGUUACCGUUCGGAGGGAAGACCAUCGUGUUCGGUGGAGAUUUCAGACAGGUUCUUCCUGUUGUUCGGAGAGGAUCGAGGGCUCAAAUAGUUGGUGCCUCGCUGAUGUCAUACCUUUGGGAUUCCAUGCGACAUCUAAAAUUGGUGCGCUACAUGAGGGCAAAGAGCGACCCAUGGUUUGCGGAAUACUUGUUGCGUGUCGGUGGAGGAUCUGAGGAGGCGAGCAUUGAUGAUGAAAUCCAUCUUCCUCGUGAUAUAUGCAUACCGCACACUGGGGAAGAUAGUGAUCUUGAUGCUCUAAUUGACUGUAUAUUCCCUAACCUCAAUGAUACUUCUAACUACAGCUUGAGCCAUCUACAUGCUUCAGUUGCAAGGAGCCAGACGCUGCAUCUUGGACUUGAAAAUCUUCUAGAUCAUCUUUGA